AUGGAAAACCAAUCCAGUGUCUCUGAAUUUUUCUUACGAGGACUAUCUGAGUUUCCAGAACAUCAACAGUUAUUCUUUGGACUUUUCCUGUGUAUGUAUCUUGUCACCUUGGCUGGGAACGUGCUCAUCAUCCUGGCCAUUGGCUCUGAUGCACGCCUUCACAUGCCUAUGUACUUCUUUUUAGCCAAUCUGUCUUUUGUUGACAUGGGUUUAACAUCCUCCACAGUGACCAAGAUGCUGUUCAAUGUGCAGACUCAGCACCAUACCAUCUCCUAUACUGGUUGUCUCAUCCAAAUGUACUUCUUCCUGAUGUUUGGUGAUCUAGACAGCUUCUUCCUGGCUGUGAUGGCCUAUGACCGCUAUGUGGCCAUCUGCCGCCCUCUCCACUACUCCACGAUCAUGAGCCCCAGGGCCUGUGCCUUCGUGCUUGCAUUGUGCUGGGUCCUCACCAACAUAGUUGCUCUGACUCACACCCUCCUCAUGGCUCGACUGUCUUUCUGUGUCAUUGGGAAAAUAGCUCACUUUUUCUGUGAUAUCACUCCUGUCCUGAAACUAUCAUGUUCUGACACUCGUAUAAAUGAGUUAAUGGUUUUUGCCUUAGGAGGCACAGUACUCAUGGUGCCUUUUAUGUGCAUUACUAUCUCCUACAUUCACAUUGUAUUCACCAUUCUGAGGAUUCGAACACCUGGUGGGGGCACAAAGGCCUUUUCCACAUGUAGUUCCCAUCUCUGUGUAGUCUGUCUAUUCUAUGGGACCCUCUUCAGUGCCUACCUGUGCCCUUCUUCUGUAGACUCCACAGAGAAGGAUGUCGUAGCUGCUGCAGUGUAUACAGUGGUGACUCCCAUGUUGAACCCCUUUAUCUAUAGCCUAAGGAACAAGGACAUGAAGGGGGCCCUAAAGAGGCUCCUCAGUCAUAGGAGAAUUUUCUCUUCUUAG
Nannospalax galili (Upper Galilee mountains blind mole rat) is the source of this 936-nucleotide messenger RNA. Its product is annotated as olfactory receptor 1N1-like. The record is from RefSeq and is a predicted model, not a curated record. Gene Ontology annotation, molecular function: olfactory receptor activity; G protein-coupled receptor activity. Gene Ontology annotation, biological process: G protein-coupled receptor signaling pathway. The transcript has a single exon. Lineage: Eukaryota; Metazoa; Chordata; Mammalia; Rodentia; Spalacidae. Gene Ontology annotation, cellular component: membrane. Bases 1 to 936 code for a protein of 311 amino acids.